Entrophospora sp. SA101 is the source of this 954-nucleotide messenger RNA. The record is from the annotation of a GenBank genome assembly. NCBI's taxonomy places the organism in Eukaryota, Fungi, Glomeromycota, Glomeromycetes, Entrophosporales, Entrophosporaceae.
AUGUCUGCCAAUGACAGAUCAAAUCAUGAAUUUACAACACCGAUAGAAGAAAUUCGAAACAAAGAUCAACUUGAAAAAGAACUUUGCCGGUUUAUAGUUGUUGUUCGUAGGGAUAUUGCUUUAACGGGUGAACAAUGUAAACAUAAAUUCCCACAAUCAUACAAAACCAUUGAAGGUAAAUUAAGAGAUAUGAAGAGAAAAGGCUUGAUUAAAAAAAAUUCUGCUGAAUCAUUAUCAACUGAUGAAAUCAAACAAAUGCUUAAUCAUCGUUUAACUUCCCGUGAUGCAGCUGAAGGUCUUGUGAGACGUAUAUUUAAGAAUGAUCAAGGUGGAUUAUCGGGAAGCUCUGAUUGUCUUGAAAUUCCAUGUCCGUGUGAUGAACCUGGUAUUUUGGGACCAUUUUAUGAUUUCAAUUUAUAUAUUAGUAAGAGGCAAGAAAAAUGUGAGACUAAAAAAUUUUAUUUGCAAGUCACCUCCAAUUCAGCUAUAAGUAUAAAUAAUUGGUACCUUGACCGUAGGAUGAAAAGUGAGAAGAUCAAAUCAUAUCUAAAAACUAUAUGUAUUGAUGUUGGGAUUGAUGUUCAAGAUCGGAAAAUAGUUAAUCAUUCAAGACGUAGCCUGUUUGACAUGGCUAUUUUAGCAUUAGAUACUAACAAGUCAACUGAUAUUAAUGAAAUAAACAAUCAAGCUGUUAAUAACAAGAACGCAGUAAUUAUUGAUUUAAAAGAUUCUUAUGAAUUGCCAAAAGAAAAUGAUGUUUCUACAAGCAAAAUUACUCAAGUAAUUGAAGGUUCAUCUAUGGAUUUAAAUUCUGAGAUAAUUAACAAAUUAAAUAUUAAUAAUGAUAAACUUAUUGAUAAUUCCAAUUCAAAUUGUAGCAAAAGGAUGGGAGGUAUCAAUAAGAUUGAUAAACAUUAUUCGAAUAAACCCAUUCAAAAGACUCAAAUUACUUGA